CCGGCGCUUCAGUCUCCACUGGAGCAUCACACUGCGUGGAUCGUUGGUUCGAAUAUCUCCUUGCGGAUAAUUCUAAUCGGUCGUGAUAGGGAUCAUCCGUGUUAUCAUUUUCGGAGUAGUUCCUCUUCCGCGAAUACGCGGGACAUUGAGCGCGUGUAGUGACACGACAAUUGAUCUGGUGACCUGGUGACGUUCGCGAGAUAAGUGGUAUUAUACAAAAAGCCCGAUUGAUCCGCGGCGACGAAGAUGAUGCACGCGAUGAGCGAACAUCCCGGCGUCGGCGUGCUGCCGUUCGACGGGAUGGGCCUGUACGAACAACCACGGCCGACUCGGCUCGUCUUCAAGAUGCCGCGCGUCGUGCCCGAUCAAAAGUCCAAGUUUGAGAGCGACGAGCUCUUUAGGAGAUUGAGCCGCGAAAGCGAGGUGAGAUACACGGGCUACAGAGAUCGGCCGAUGGAGGAGCGGCAAGUACGAUUUACAAAUGGCUGUCGGGAGGGCCACACGGAGAUCGCGUUUGCAGCGACGGGCACCAACCUUCAGUUGGUUUUUGGUAACGCAUCCGGGAAUUACGCCGUUGAUCCCUGCGAUUGUGAUUUCGACAAAGAACAUGGCAAGGUGCACCUACGUUCGCACCUCAUUAUGAACGGCGUGUGCGUGAGGUGGCGCGGGUGGAUCGAUUUGGAGCGACUGGACGGAGUUGGUUGCCUCGAGUACGACGAAGAGCGCGCCGCCGAGGAAGACGUACUGCUACGCGAUCAGAUCGAGCGUUACAAUCAAAGGAUUCGUGACUUCGAUGAGAAGCAGCGGGCGUACCGGAGCGGCGCGGCCGCGGCGGCUGCACAGCCGCCCCAUCUCAACCAUCACUAUCACCACGACACGCAUCACGCCGCCAGUCACCAUCAUCACCAUCACGGACACCACAGCCGGCACGUGGGUGGUGCGGGCGCCACCGGCGCCACCGCCACCGGCAUCGAGCCGCACUUGCCGCACCGCCAGGAUCCCGAGAUAGAAGUGCGGCUGCGGGCCUACUGAGGCUCGCGCGAGUCCUGCCGGUCUACCAUCCCAAAUGAUCGAUAACGAGUCUCGAUCUUGUUUAGGUCCUACUCUUGAUCUUGGUCUUGGCAACGUCGAUGGGUAAAUGGAAACAAAAUUUGCGCAAACCGCGCUCGGAGAAAUGAUCCUCGCCUGUUCUGCGGCAUAGAUGAGCGCGUAGAUCGAUUAAUGAAUGACACAAAUGAUGCUACCCUUGCAUUCUACCGAAUCUGUCGCGAUCGAAACUGGAUUUUUCAUCGCUUGUGUAGACAUAUUAUUCGAUGCCGCGAUAUUUCAAGUUAUGUUAAGAAAGCAAAAAUUAUUAUUUAUUUAAUAAUGUAGCCAAGCAAACGUGAUUAAAUAAAUAAUCAAUUUUACUCAUUUUUUUAAAUAUAAUAAAACAGAUUUAUUUUUAUUAAUAUUUCCUACUUAAAAAAAAGAGUCUUGAAAAUAUGCCGCUUUUUAUAUCGAGUAUUCAUAAUGCUUAUAUUAUCAAUCCAGGGCUGAUAAUAUAGAUUUAUCCCGACAUAACGAUAGAGAAAAAUCUGAAUUAUAUCCGAAUAAAUGAAUCUUUAUGCAUUUUUAUAUUCGGUAAAAUGUCUCGUCGCAUUUGCUUACAGCGAGAUUUAUCUUGGAUACAUAAUUGCCAUUGCUAAGUUUGAUGGGAAGCUUUGUCUCACGAUAAUUCUCGCAGCAUCGGUGAUAGUCGGUCUUCACCGAUAUUCGCAAUUAAUUUUAGCCACAAAUAUAACUGCAGCUAAUUAAUUCGCGAAUAACUUGUUAUUUCUCUUCAACAUUUUAGUUAACUGCGACUGAUUGUUGUAAAAAAACAUCUUUUUCAAUCUCGUGAGUUCUGCGCGAUAAACUCUAAAAUGAAGGAGAUCGAAAAACAUUGCAUGCAUCAUUUUGUCAUCACAAUGAUAAAAAAACAGCAUAUCUCUGAGAUACUAAUCGAUCGCUCGAAGGUUGAAGCAUUCGUAAUGUCUAUACUUUGUGCGUAUUCUACGAAUUUUCACAAUGUUACAUAAUCGUCACAUUGAAAAGAACACCAUUCGUUUUAGGAUGAUAGCAUUAUCGUAGAAUUUCUGCGAUUUACACGAAACUUUUAAUACAACUCGCACAAAGAUUUACAAGACUUACAAGAUUACAAUAACGAAUGUGGCAGAACAGGCAGUUUCGCGUACUUUGCGUCAAAAAGUACUGCUAUAUACUUGACGUCUCUUUAAGGAGAAAAUUUUGAUAUUAUCUCUAAUAUUUCUUAUUUCUUUGCACAUUUUUUGAUGACACCAAUCAUAUGAAUACUGCCCGAUUUAUUUUUACAUUCAAAUAUGUAAUAAAUCUUUUUUUAACAAUGAACAAAAAAGCAGAACCAAAAACGCGAAUAUUUUGUUGUUUAUUCUUGAAAGAUCACGUUAAAAUACUAUAAUUUAUUAAAUAUAAUUGUAUAUUUUUUAAUUUAAUAUAAUAUUUUCUCUUUCAAUCUCGAUGUUGUCAUGAAACAAACUUGAAAGACGUCUGAUUAUAUUUUUGAAGAGAUAGACGAUUCUUUGUGUCAUGAUUGCUGAAACAAAACGAUGAUCUCUAUUUAUAUCUUAAGUUCACCGAAAGAAUUAUACCUUUAUUCGUCUUCCAUUGCGAAGAGACGAGAUCGUCGCGUCUCCUUUCACCGGUGAGAGCGAUCAUCGCGAAUAUAUCGCGUUUAAUGAGAGAGACGGCCGUGAUGAUGAUCGUUGCGUCAUCGAACGGCGGCUGGUCAUUGACGAAAUACAUGAAUCACGACGAUUCCCGGGCGCACGGCCGUAUGAUGAGUCAGUGUGGAACGUUACGUCUGCUUACGUUUUACCUUUUAAGUUGAGUAAUGUGAUCGUCGCUGAAAACAUUUUUUGUUACAUUGUACAUAUUUGUAAAGAGUUUAUAGAUUAAAGAUAUCAUUUGCGAAUUUCGACGACCGUAAUCAACACUUCGUCCUUCUCCUGCACAAAACCUGCAUAACGACGGAGAAUACUAAGAUUACCGAACGACAUAUAGUUUAUGUAUUUCGGUCGUAUCAGUAGAUAUUGUAUGUAAUCUAUUAAAUUUCUUCAUAUUAUGUGAUACGAAGCGAUUGUCAUAAUUCUAAUUGUUCUAUCGAUAUUUGAAGAAACUCGUGAUAUGUAUUAUAAUUAAUACAAAUAAUAUCAAGAUUUUUAAGGA
This is a messenger RNA of Linepithema humile (Argentine ant), 3225 nucleotides long. RefSeq names its product protein big brother-like. The record is from RefSeq and is a predicted model, not a curated record. Gene Ontology annotation, cellular component: nucleus; core-binding factor complex. Lineage: Eukaryota; Metazoa; Arthropoda; Insecta; Hymenoptera; Formicidae. Gene Ontology annotation, biological process: regulation of transcription by RNA polymerase II. Gene Ontology annotation, molecular function: transcription coactivator activity; sequence-specific DNA binding.